Xenia sp. Carnegie-2017 is the source of this 4559-nucleotide messenger RNA. RefSeq names its product transient receptor potential cation channel subfamily A member 1-like. The transcript has 16 exons. Gene Ontology annotation, cellular component: membrane. Gene Ontology annotation, biological process: monoatomic ion transport; transmembrane transport. The record is from RefSeq and is a predicted model, not a curated record. Gene Ontology annotation, molecular function: monoatomic ion channel activity; protein binding. Bases 588 to 4274 code for a protein of 1228 amino acids. NCBI's taxonomy places the organism in Eukaryota, Metazoa, Cnidaria, Anthozoa, Malacalcyonacea, Xeniidae.
CAUAAAAUUUUGAAGAUUGUUUUGUCAGGUUUUGUGUCAACGUCGUGUGAUGAAAAUUCCAUUUUUGCAAUUUCAAUGACGUCAUGCGGUCAAUGUCUUUCCUCCAGCAUAGUUAAUACCGGAAAAUGAUUUUGCGUCUUCGAUGAUGCGUAGCACUUAAAUGUGAUAGUUUGCUAUUCCAUCAAUAUCUAGCUCAUGAACAGGUAUCAUUUAGUUAAACUCUUGAUGGUAGGAAAUUGGCAAUAUUCGGAUAAACUUGUAUCGAUAUUUUGGAAGGGCGAUAAGUUCAUGCUGUCUUAGAUGCGCGUGACGAUUAUUCUGACAUUCGUAUAAACGACCAUGUAUAAAUAAAGAUGGUGCUUCAGGCCUAUAAUGCAACGGUUGGUAUUCUAUACUCUGAAUGUUAGUGAGUUGGCGACGCAAGUCACCCAAGAAACCAAGCUCUAAGUACACCGUACGUCUUCAGUUGUUGUUCUAUGGUCAAAUAAACGACGUGAUGAUUUUAAUGAUGUAUUGUCUGCGCUCCCAUUUUCCUGCUUCAUGAAGUUUCAACAAUACGUAAUUUGAUAAAGUGAUAAUUGUCACGAAUGGCGAACCACGUGAGAUCGCGUUGGCACGUGGGCUUUCCACGACGCCAGAGAAGCGUGGACUAUGAUUUAUCAAGUGAAGUCAAUCGUGCUGCACAUUUUGCCCUGGCCAGACUGAAACCCAUUGAUGAGCAAGACACAACAGAUUUGCAACGAGCAGGGACCGUACCCGAUGUGAGUGACGUUGACGAAAACGGGAGUAAGGUGCAAAAUAGUUUAGCUGAUCAAAUGAAACUGGCGGCAAUUUAUGACGACCAAAGAAUGAUCAAUAAUAUUUUGAGAGAGAAAACAAGUGACCGUGAAAUUCAAAGAUUACUCUCGAAAACUGAUGAAAGAGGACAACCAUGUAUAUUUUACGCUUUGGAGUCGCGAAGUCUUAAUUCUCUUACUUCCUUGUUAAAUUACGUAAAAGACACCAAGUGUGUGAUAGCUAAGAACGGGGAGAGUGUACUUCAUGUAGCCACGAGAAUGGGUGACGUAGAUUUUCUUCAUAACUUGUUGCAACAUGACUUCAUUGUUCAUCUUGUGAACCAUGUUGAAAGCGUGAAUGGUCGAUCGCCACUUCAUUUUGCCGCAACGUUCAACCAUGUUGAGAUCGCCAAGGUGUUGCUAGAACACGGUGGAAAGAUAACAGAGGUUGAUAUCACAGAAAGAUGUCCAUUGUACAUUGCUGCUAAUAAAGGACAUGCUAAUAUGCUUGAACUUUUCCUGAAACACGAAAAAAGCAGAGUGCAAGAGUUAUUGUUCAGCGAGGAUUAUGGUGGCAGGUAUUACCGCAAUAUACUUCAUGUUGCUGUGGACAGUGGAGAUGAAUGUACUGUACAAGUUUGUCUGCAAGAUGAAGAUGUGAUUCGUGAAGAUUUGCGCGAAGAAAUCAGACAUGGAGAUGGUUAUUUGAUUCAUGCGGCUUGCAAAAAUGGCAUGAAGAAGAGUUUAUUUCGAUUUAUGGAUGUGAUGAGACAUUUGGACUUACUUCAGUUGAACAGAAAGGAUAAACAAGGAUUCACUCCGAUUCAUAAAGCCGCAAUCAAUAAUCACAGUGGUAUUGUCUCUUACAUUGGAUCAAAAUCCAAGAUUUUUGUCAAUGAAAAGACGGAAAACUCCCAGUCUGCCUUGGUCCUUGCCGCUCAACGUGGUCAUGUUCGUGUCGUUGAAGAACUGCUUAAAUUGAAAGCUGAUUUUACCAUUCGUGAUGACAGCAAUAGAACGGUUCUUCACUAUGCAAUUGCAUAUCCUGAAACAUUGAGAAUUUUGCUGAAGAAAAAAGAUCUCGUGCCGUUGCUUAUUAACGAGAAAGAAAUAGACGGUUAUACUCCCAUUCAUAAUGCCGCCUUAAAAGGAUUACUUGAGAGUGUCCGUAUUUUGUUAGAAUAUAACGCUGAUCUGAAUGUCUUCACGAACACUUCUCGUUCGCCAUUACAUUGCGCUGUUAGUUCACAGAACUCUGAUGUGGUUGAAUUAAUCCUAGCCAAUGAACCAGCUUUGAUCAACAAGGUCGAUGCCACAGGGAAAACGCCGCUCCAUACAGCAGCGAACUACAGUAGCCCAGAGGUCGUCAAAUGUCUUCUGAAUAACGGAGCACUUAUACUGAGGGAUGGAAAUAUGUUUAGUCCACUUCACAUUGCUGCGUUCAAAGGACAUCUUAAUAUUGUUGAAUUGUUGGUGAUGUUCAAACCUUCCAUGAUCGAUUGGGAAAAUAAAUACAAACGAACAGCAUUGCUUACAGCAGCUGUGAAAGGCAAAGCAGAUGUUGUGAAGUAUUUGCUAGAUAACAUGGCGGCAAUUACAGAAGAUUAUGAGUUCUUUAACUGCUUGGAUUGGACCAUCAUAAAUGACGAUACAAAAAGCGCUAUGGUGAUGAUGUGUCAUGAUAGAUGGAAAGAGAUUAUUUUCAAGACAAAAAAUGGUACAGAAGGAACGAUGGCGAAGUUGGUUUCUAAGAAUAUGUCCGAAGUGGCGUAUCGAGCUCUUUCUAACAGCAUGAAAACCACAGGUCACCCAGAGAGUAUUGAUCAUUUGGUUGCAUACGACUUUUUGUGUUUACAAAAUACAGUUACAAACAAGAGAGGUAAAAAACUCAAGCCAUUAACCGCCAUCAAAGCGAUGUUGCGAAAUAGCAGUUACCAAUGCCUAUGUCAUCCUGUUUGCUGUAAAUACCUUAAAGCCAAAUGGAUGGAAUUUGGAUGGAAAGUGUACACAACAAGUUUUAUGUUUUAUUUCUUGUUUUUGGUUUCUCUUAACGUCUACGCGUUUGGAAUUCCUUCAUAUAAGGCGUCUGUUGGCAAAGAUGAAUUACCAAAUGCGUCGAUAAAUGUUAAGGUAGCGAUGCUUAUCUGCCUCAUAUCUGCUGGCGUUCAAACAUUGAAAGAAAUCGGUCAGUUAUUCGUUUACAAAUUCAAUUAUUUUAUGGACAAAGUCAACUAUUUGGAAUGUGUUCUCUACGUAUCAACAUUCAUCUUUGCUGUACCAAGUAACGACAGUAUGUCUGUAAAGACAAGUUUUCAAUGGAUGGCCUGUUCUGUAGCGUUAUUCUGUGCUUGGAUAAAUCUUAUUAUGUAUCUAAGAAGGUUUGCCUCCUACGGUAUAAUUAUUCUCAUGAUGAGAAAAAUUUCCUUCACACUAAUCAAGGUCAUGGGUCUCUUAAUAUUUUUCUUGGUCGCUUUUGCUGCCGCUUUUACAGUAAUAAUGAAUGAUAGACAGGGAUUUGAGUGGUUUAGCGUGUCUAUCUUAACUGGAGCAACAAUGACGAUGGGAGAGUUUGAUUUUAAACAGACAUUUCUCGGUGACCACUCUGAUUACAACACAUUUUAUCCAUUACAGUUGGUCCUCCUUGUUGGUUUUCUUGUCGUUAUGCCUAUCAUUAUUAUGAACCUUCUGCUUGCCCUUGCCAUUGAUGAUACCAGUAGCAUUAUGCAACACGCUAAGCUGCAGAAACACAUUCAAACGGCGAACAUGAUAAUUGACAUAGAACGGAAAAGGUCUUCAUUUCCAUGGCGAAGUAGAAAAACACUCAUACCUUGUUUACAGGAGAGACCCAACAAGACAUACAACUUUACCCGCGCCGUUUGGGAUUUUAUAUUUUACGGUCCUGAUUUUUCUACCAAUGUAGUCGAUGAGAGCCGGGAAGAAAUGGGAAAGAAACAAGACAUGUCAACGUUGAUUGAAAUGGUGAAAGAACUGCAAAGGCAGAAUGCUGUUUUGCAAAAUAAAAUGUUAGAGAUUCAAAACGAGUUUACAAUGGAAAGGAAUCGUAGAUCAAUCGAGUAUGUCCGAAUGAGUCAAGAUAAACAAAACGCUACUACUCAAUUUCGAGGUUACAGUGAGAGCAUAGAAGCCUUUAAUCCAGAGGAGACAAGAGCUGAGUCUAAGCGAAAAGCUUGGGGAAGAGUACAAAACGAUCAUAAGAAAUUCGGUGUACCGAAUACAAGUGACUAUGGCGUCGGUGAUGAUUUGAAGUAUUCUGAAGGAGAUUUUGACGAAGAGAGAGAAGCAAGAGAGAACGAUCCCGAAUUAAAUGAAUUAAAGAGACAGCAUAGUCAAAUGGAUACAUAUGAAGAUAAAGAUGGGGUAGCCGUUCAUGAUGAUGUAACAAUUUCUGUGAAUGAAAAUGAGGCUGAAGACAGUAGACUAUUUAAUAAUAAUGAUAAACUGUCAAUGAUUCUUCGUACUGAUUCCAGUGUUGUCUGAAAUGCUGAAACAGCAAAUCCUUAGGAACUCAUUCCACCGAGUUAACCACAAUAUGCUCUUAUGGAAACUGUCUUCAAUAUAGUUAGAGAUUUCCCCAAAGUGGUAGCGCAUGAUUUUAACAAGAUGUGUCAUUUUGGCAGCAAGAAAAUAGUUUUAAUGUGUUAUAAUUCUAGAAUACAAACCUUACUAACGCCCAUGGCAUGAUCUUUGGGCUUAGCGCAGCGUAGCAACUGUACCUUUUUUUUUAUAUGCAUAAAAAAUGUUAAAUAAAGGUUCCAAAACCAA